Capsaspora owczarzaki ATCC 30864 is the source of this 474-nucleotide messenger RNA. Its product is annotated as ribonuclease activity regulator protein RraA. NCBI's taxonomy places the organism in Eukaryota, Filasterea, Ministeriida, Capsasporidae. Bases 1 to 474 code for a protein of 157 amino acids. The transcript is spliced from 2 exons. The record is from RefSeq and is a predicted model, not a curated record. Gene Ontology annotation, biological process: regulation of RNA metabolic process. Gene Ontology annotation, molecular function: ribonuclease inhibitor activity.
AUGAGCGGCAACGAGCUGAGCACCGCGGACGCUUGCGAUCAGUUCUCCGACAAAGUCCAGCUGGUCGAUCCUACCAUCCAGUGGCGGUGGUUUGGCCAGAAGCGGGCCAUUCGCGGCUUUGCGGCAACCGUUCGGUGUCUCGAGGACAACUCGAAACCGGGCAACGGCCGAGUCCUGGUCGUGGAUGGCGGCGGCUCCUUCAACUGCGCGCUCGUCGGCGACCAGCUUGGCCAGCUGUGCAUCACCAACAACUGGGCUGGCAUUAUUGUCUACGGUUGCAUUCGCGAUGCAAACGUGCUCAACGCCAUGGACGUCGGCGUCCUGGCGCUCGGCACCAAUCCUCGCAAGUCAAACCGCGCCAAUCGCGGCGAUUGCCAGGUCCCGGUCACCAUUGGCGGUCGGGAGUUUCUUCCCGAUGCGACGUGGGUGACGGCGGAUGGCGAUGGCAUUCUGCUCUCGACCAGUGCCUUGUGA